This is a messenger RNA of Pterocles gutturalis (yellow-throated sandgrouse), 181 nucleotides long. Its product is annotated as thymosin beta-15A homolog. NCBI's taxonomy places the organism in Eukaryota, Metazoa, Chordata, Aves, Pterocliformes, Pteroclidae. Bases 1 to 138 code for a protein of 45 amino acids. The record is from RefSeq and is a predicted model, not a curated record. Gene Ontology annotation, biological process: regulation of cell migration; actin filament organization. The transcript is spliced from 2 exons. Gene Ontology annotation, cellular component: cytoplasm. Gene Ontology annotation, molecular function: actin monomer binding.
AUGUGUGACAAGCCAGACCUCUCGGAGGUGGAGAAAUUCGACAAGAAGAAACUGAAAAAAACCAACACGGAGGAGAAGAACACGCUGCCCUCCAAAGAGACUAUUGAGCAGGAGAAGGAAUGUGUGAAGUCUUCCUAGAGUGAGAUGGCCUGGCAGGAAGAGCUACCACUUGAUUUUUUUU